UGCCACUGAGAGAGCAUAAUGACGUGGUGAACUGUGUGUGAAAAAGAACAAUAAAUUGCCGACAAAUCUCUAGUGUAAUUAAAUUAGUUACCGCACAGGAACGCACUGAACCCGGUUCCAAACUCUGAGAGUCCUGGAACAUUGGCAAGCAGGCUCUGCAAAUAGCAAUCUCCACAUCGACACAAUCAAAAAUCUCGCAAGAACAAGAGCAGAACCCUACAACAGGGAGGAAGAAGAAGAGGGCGACAACGACGACGGGCGGUGCAGAAUAUGAAUUAGAGAAUAAUUAGCGAUUGGAGCGCGUUAGCCAGUUGGCCUGUUUUGUGUUUUGUUAGCCCCUUUCUGGCAGCCCCUGCCCCUGUCCCCGGCCACAGUCCCAGCCCCCGGAAUCGAUACACGUGUGCAGCAGCGGGAACGACAACGACAGCGGCGACCGCGUCAAAGUCAACAAUAAAAGUCGGGGGCCGGAGAUUAAUGAGAGGCUAGCUAAGCGACGACCAUGAUGAACGAGGACAGCAGCGCUGCCAGCGGCGGCGGCGUCAAGAAGUUCUUUCAACGCCUCUCACAGACCUACCAAUCCACCUUGGACCGGAGCACACCGCACACACGGAUGCGCUGGGUGUUCGCCGGCUUCCUGCUCCUGCUCUUCGUGCUGCGUAUCUUCAUCUACCAGGGCUGGUACAUCGUGUGCUAUGCACUGGGCAUUUACCACCUGAACCUGUUCAUCGCCUUUCUGACGCCCAAAAUCGAUCCGGAGUUUGAUCCCUACUCGCAGGACGACGAGGACGAGGGACCCAAUCUGCCCACGCGCAGCAACGAGGAGUUCCGGCCGUUUAUCCGCCGCCUGCCGGAGUUCAAGUUCUGGCUGUCGGUGGCGAAAAGCACACUUAUCGGGCUGAUUUGCACGUUCUUCGAUUUCUUCAACGUGCCGGUGUUUUGGCCCAUCCUGGUCAUGUACUUCAUUACACUGUUCUGCAUCACGAUGAAGCGCCAGAUCAAGCAUAUGAUCAAGUACAAGUACUUGCCGUUUACGCGCAACAAGCCGCGCUACCAGCGGGUCAACGACCUGGCGGCAUCCGGACCCGGCUCCGUCGCGGGCAACGCGAAGUGACAAUUAGCCGCACAGACGCCGGACACACGGGCGACGGCAGUGGGAGCGAGCACUCCAUCGAGCGCCACCUCUCCCGCUGCAGCGCCACCAUCAACAACCAGCGACAGCGCAGCGACCAAGGAUGUGGGGUCGUCAACAGUGGGAGGAUCAACAGCAUCGUCCAUCAAACCACCGCAGAUCAUUGCCAUUGAGGACUACUAGAGAAAGCUACCGCAAGCAGCCCGGAAUUGGAAUUGGAUCCAAAAGCAAAACAUCAACCAGAACCAAGCUUACAAUAUGAUUUUCCUUUUCGGUUUGUGUAGCAUUUUUCUUUUCACUGUUGAGUUGUCGUACGGCGUCUUGUGCAAAUUACCUUGUUUAUUGUUUAAUCUAAAUGCUUGUUUAAAUUUAUAUUUAUUUACAAUGCUUUCUAUCUAUUGUAAAUCCCCCAACGAUACCGAAAAAACAACAGAUCAGCAAUUAUUUAAUUUUUCAUCCUAACUAUAAUUUUAAUAUUCUUCUAUCCAAAAAGUAGAAUUACUGUAUUCGAAAACUAAUAUUUUUGAUUUAUCAUGCUUAGAUGCUAUAACAAUGUAUGCCUAAAUAUAUAUACACAUAUAUAUUUUGCAUUACGAUUAUACAAUUUUUGUUAGCGUUAACUAUACAAAAUGUUAGAAAGGCGAAAUGAAAACUGAAACUAUAGGAGGUGUACACUGGGUGCGUCUUAUGAAUAAAGAAAGACACAAGAAAUCCAA
Molecule: messenger RNA, 1845 nt
Organism: Drosophila subpulchrella
Lineage: Eukaryota; Metazoa; Arthropoda; Insecta; Diptera; Drosophilidae
Product: protein RER1
Exons: 2
Coding region: 500-1111 (203 amino acids)
Biological process (GO): protein retention in ER lumen; retrograde vesicle-mediated transport, Golgi to endoplasmic reticulum
Cellular component (GO): Golgi membrane
Source: RefSeq, a predicted model, not a curated record